ACUUCCGCGCCGGAAGUGAGCGGCCGGGUGGCCCAGCUGGAGGCUGUGCGCGAGGCUCCAGUUCGAGGCUGCAGCCAAGUCCUGGACCGGCCGGGCUGAGCGACGCGAGAAGGCCCAGAGGCGAACUCGAAGAGUAACACCUGCGCCCCAGUGAAGGGAAGCCCGGCUGGGAGCCUGCUAUCAGUGAAGAUGUCAGGGCCAGAGCUGCUGCUGGACUCCAACAUCCGCCUCUGGGUGGUCCUACCCAUCGUUAUCAUCACUUUCUUCGUGGGCAUGAUCCGCCACUACGUGUCCAUUCUGCUGCAGAGCGACAAGAAGCUCACCCAGGAGCAAGUGUCUGACAGUCAAGUCCUAAUUCGAAGCAGAGUCCUCAGGGAAAAUGGAAAAUACAUUCCCAAACAGUCUUUCUUGACACGAAAAUAUUACUUCAACAACCCAGAGGAUGGAUUUUUCAAAAAAACCAAAAGGAAGGUAGUGCCACCUUCUCCUAUGACCGAUCCCACUAUGCUCACGGACAUGAUGAAAGGAAAUGUAACAAAUGUCCUCCCUAUGAUUCUUAUUGGUGGAUGGAUCAACAUGACAUUCUCAGGCUUUGUCACAACCAAGGUUCCAUUUCCAUUGACCCUCCGUUUUAAGCCUAUGCUACAGCAAGGAAUUGAACUGCUCACAUUAGAUGCAUCCUGGGUAAGUUCUGCAUCCUGGUACUUCCUCAAUGUAUUUGGGCUUCGGAGCAUUUACUCUCUGAUUCUGGGCCAAGAUAAUGCUGCUGACCAAUCACGUAUGAUGCAGGAACAGAUGACUGGAGCUGCCAUGGCCAUGCCCGCAGACACCAACAAAGCUUUCAAGACAGAGUGGGAAGCUUUGGAGUUGACAGAUCACCAGUGGGCACUAGAUGACGUCGAAGAAGAGCUCAUGGCCAAAGACCUCCACUUUGAAGGCAUGUUCAAAAAGGAAUUACAGACCUCUAUUUUUUGAAGACUGAGCAGGGAUUAGCUGUGUCAGGAACUUGGAAUAGUGCUUAACUUUCUAACUUGCAUCGGAGCUGAUGCCUCUUGGAUUUAAAAGGAGGAUGCAGGCAUGCAGCAAGGCUCGUUCUUGUCCAAGCUGGGUUCCCCUUUAUGUCUGAAACUAGAGGAAAUAAGGAGGAGUAUACUGGGUGACUUGCUAUUUUUAAAUGUUUUAAAUGUUCCUUCUGGUGACUUUAGUAAUAAAAGUCAUAGAAAGGAGGAAAACUCAGGCUACUGAUAAUAUGUAACAUUUUAGCAAAAAUUCAGUCUUGGGAAGAAGCAUUGUUAAUUAUAACUAUGCGCAGUCAGCCUGACGUCUAGCCACAGUUAACUCCCUUCUUCUUGGGAUCCACACACCCUGCAUUUUACCUUUAAUAUUUUUAUGGUAUUUUUAACUUUCUUUACAAAAGUAAAACAUUUUUGCAAUCAAAAGUUUAGGAACUAUGGGUGAGCAAAAUGAAAGUCCCUGCCUUGUUGAUUUUGAGCCUACAGAAUGACAGAGAGAACAGUUGUGUCCAAACAUCAUUCAAAUAAACUCUUUUCAGUGUAAAUAUCCCAGGCCAGGACAGACUUUGCAAAUCUUUUAUAGCUCUUAAUAUUGUCCAGUGAAAAUCAGUGACCCCAAAGGCACUGCCAGAUUCUCAAGUGCCUUUGGGAUCUUCAGAGACAGGUUAAGUAAUGCGAGGUCUUGAUCUGGACACCUGAGUAUUUCAAAAUCCAUUGGCAAAUCAAUGGUGCUAUACUGUAAAUGGCUACUCAGUUGGACAAAAGAUCUCAUUUCCCAGUUACUCUGAACAAGAGCGUUUGCACACCUGUAAGAAGGGAGAGAGCAAUGGUUGGCAGACACAUAGGUACAGUGCCCAGGAACAAUUCUUUCAGGAUUGACGGUCCCAGGGAGUUGACAGGGUGCCGUUUCCAUACCAAGAGGUGGAUGUUAUUUGCAUGCUAAGCAAUGUAAUCAAGAACAAAUGACUCUUGACUCUUGAAUUAAACCAUCCUGUUUUCUCUUC
This is a messenger RNA of Carlito syrichta (Philippine tarsier), 2017 nucleotides long. It is a transcript of the gene EMC3, whose product is annotated as ER membrane protein complex subunit 3. The record is from RefSeq and is a predicted model, not a curated record. Gene Ontology annotation, biological process: protein folding in endoplasmic reticulum. The coding region runs from base 190 to 975 and encodes 261 amino acids. Gene Ontology annotation, cellular component: membrane; EMC complex. The transcript has 8 exons. Lineage: Eukaryota; Metazoa; Chordata; Mammalia; Primates; Tarsiidae.